Kwoniella mangroviensis CBS 8507 is the source of this 2280-nucleotide messenger RNA. RefSeq lists its product as uncharacterized. The record is from RefSeq and is a predicted model, not a curated record. Lineage: Eukaryota; Fungi; Basidiomycota; Tremellomycetes; Tremellales; Cryptococcaceae. Bases 1 to 2280 code for a protein of 759 amino acids. Gene Ontology annotation, molecular function: phosphoric diester hydrolase activity; DNA-(apurinic or apyrimidinic site) endonuclease activity; DNA binding. The transcript has 6 exons. Gene Ontology annotation, biological process: base-excision repair. Gene Ontology annotation, cellular component: mitochondrion; nucleus.
AUGCAUACGGAUGGUAAAUUGGAUUCGUCCACAUACAACGAUAAUAGUUAUGCAAUUGAAGAAGAUUUUGAUUCGAUUUAUCCACCAGUUGAUUUCGAAGUACACAAUUAUUCGCUGUCCAGUCAAUUCCUACUCUCAACGCCUACAUCUACACCUUCAUCACUUGAUCGAUACCCGGAUAUACCCAUCAACUCUCCACCGACUUCACAAUCUUCUCUUUUCAAUCAAGAUUCGGUACCCGAAUUAGAAUUCUCUCAAGCUUCUCAAGUAACAACACAAUUACAAACACCUCCUUCCGCAUCAUCGAACAAGACCCAUCGUUAUGCACAGGUUGAAGACCCAGACAACCGCCCCUCCCCUUCCGCUCCGUCUACUCGCAAGUGCAAGUCUUUUAAUCAUGCGAUCAAACAAUUAUCGCUCACCCCGCCCGCUUCGAACACCACCAUCACCCUCCGAUCACCCAUUGUCGCGCAUCGUGAUGAUUCUCCUUCGUCCAGACUUCAACAGCUUACACCUACAAGAAGACAUAGAGAUGAAGAGGAGACGGAAGAAGACAGACCGGAGAUUGGCGCUGUCAAGGAAGAACUGGAAAGUCCACUCAGGAACUUAGGAUUAGGUACACCAAGAGGACAUCAUCGAGUUAAGUCAUGUCACUAUCUCGCCGAACCUGGUACCCCUCCUUCUCAUUCACAUUCCCCACUUCCAUCGUCCACGCCAGGUCUGGAUAGCCCUUUUAGGAGAUUAGGGCUGGGUACUCCUCGAGGUCGAGGUAGAAUACCACCUCUUUCUCCUCAACCUCGACCACAAUCCGUUUGUGAUUCGGAUGAAUCCUCACCUUCAUCCUCGUCAUCGACCUCUCCCCUCCAGAAAAAACCCAAAGCCCAAUUGCAUAUCCCUGCACCAGGGUGGAUACCAGACACACCAACUCCCUAUCGAUUGUAUACCCCCGCUUCCAUCUCACAUAAACCAAUUUAUGAUCUCACACCACCCCGUCAGCCGAUAUUCACACCUUCCCCCCGAUUGAGAGAUGUUAAACCUAUCAUACCUUCCACACCCCCUCAGAUAGAGUUAGGAACCAACAGUGGCCAUGUGGAAGCAUCCCUCACCUUCAUCUCGCACGUGUCGAUGGACGGUGGCAUACUUGCUGCUUUGAGAAGGUACAGAGACCAUUACCAGGGUCAAGGACUCGAUAUGAGAGAUUGUGCGGGAUUGAAUAUGUUUAUUAAUCCGCCUAAACGAGGAGUUAAGAAGAGGGAGGAUGAUGCGGAAGUGAGAGAGGCUGCAAAGAUAUUUAGAUCAUUUGAUGAAGAGUUUCGAAGAAACUCUAUGGCUCAUGCGGUACAUACGACCAAUCUGUUGUCUCCUGACAUACAACUUCGUGAUUGUUCCAAAGAAAGUAUAAUUGCAGAAUUGGAAUUAGCUAGGGUGUUAGGCAUCCCGACGCUGGUCAUUCAUCUGGGUUCGGAAGGGCACGACGUUGAUCCACAGGGAGAUAUAGUAGAUAGAGAUAGGCUGCACAUGCUCAUAGGUGAUUUGCAGGAUAUACUGGAUCGUACACAAGGAGUGGUAUUGGCAAUUGAAAAUACUGUCCACCCUUCUCCCAGCUCAUUGACGACUCUCCAAUCACUUGCUCUCCUCCUUGCCCUAAUGCCCCACCCCCGCUUGAAAGUAUGUCUUGAUCUCGCGCAUGUUCAUAUAUCAGAGCUCGAUCUGAAUGAUCCCGAACGUCAGGAAGACCUGAUAGAAUUGUUGAAGAAGAUAGGUCAAGGCAGGAUCGCUGGUGUGCAUGUAGGCGGAGGAGGGAAUGAGCAUGGUGGGAAAGUAGAUAGACAUAUUGGCGGUUCAAUCGAACUCUCAUCCCUCCGAUCAAUCCUCUUACACCCAAUAUUCCAUUCAAUCCCCAUCUUAAUCGAAACACCAAGAUAUCAUCAAUAUCAUCGAUGGCCUCGAAGUCAUUCAAGGACCGGGACUAGAAUAAAAAAGAUACCGUCCAGUAGGAUCGAAGAAUUGGAAGACGAAAGAUCUAAGUUAGAAUCUACCUUCUUACAAUAUAUGGUCAAUUUACCUGACACCGAUUGGGAAGUAAAUCAAUACAAGUUACUUAAAAGAUAUCAAAAGGAUAAGAAAAAGAUUGAGAACAAGAUAUAUAAAAUACUUUGUAAGAGGAAGGACAGGGCGAGUGCGAUGUGGAAGAGGUUCGGAGAAGGGAGAAAGAGGGAAUUGAAGUGUUUGAGAAGAGUCCAAGGUGCAAAAAGGAGACGGAUGAGGGAUGAGGGAUGA